This is a messenger RNA of Bombyx mandarina (wild silkworm), 534 nucleotides long. RefSeq names its product Synaptotagmin 4 (gene Syt4). Gene Ontology annotation, molecular function: SNARE binding; clathrin binding; calcium-dependent phospholipid binding. Gene Ontology annotation, cellular component: exocytic vesicle; synapse; axon. The record is from RefSeq and is a predicted model, not a curated record. NCBI's taxonomy places the organism in Eukaryota, Metazoa, Arthropoda, Insecta, Lepidoptera, Bombycidae. Gene Ontology annotation, biological process: calcium ion-regulated exocytosis of neurotransmitter; vesicle fusion.
CUACUUAAUUUUAAAUCGUUUCUUCUAAAAACUUGCAGCUACGUGAAAAUGUAUCUGCUGUACAACGGGCAACGCAUCGCCAAGAAGAAGACCCACGUGAAGAAGCGCACCCUGAACCCGGUGUUCAACGAGUCGUUCGUGUUCGAGGUCCCGGCCGCGCCCAACGCCGCGCUCGACCACGUGUCGCUCGAGCUGCUCGUGCUGGACUGGGACCGCGUCACCAAGAACGAGGUGAUCGGUCGGCUGGAGCUGGGCGCGGCGGCGGCGGGCGGCGCGCGGCACCACUGGCGCGAGGUGCAGGCGGCGCCGCGACGACAGAUCGCCGACUGGCACAAGCUGAAGGAGUAGACGCGCCUCCACCUCCACACCUCCAACUGUCCCCGGGCUCUAUAGUUACGACCACUCUAUUUAUGCGCGAAUACAUUCCUAUUUUUCCUUCAAAAAGUCCACUGAAAAAAUAUGAGUAAAUGACCACCAUUUUACUGAGAUUAUACCUCAUCCCAUAUCAUCUCAUUUAAUUUAAUUUCAUCCCAG